Messenger RNA from Poeciliopsis prolifica (blackstripe livebearer), 2584 nucleotides. RefSeq names its product FEV transcription factor, ETS family member (gene fev). Gene Ontology annotation, molecular function: sequence-specific DNA binding; DNA-binding transcription factor activity, RNA polymerase II-specific. The record is from RefSeq and is a predicted model, not a curated record. Gene Ontology annotation, biological process: cell differentiation; regulation of transcription by RNA polymerase II. Gene Ontology annotation, cellular component: nucleus. Bases 291 to 953 code for a protein of 220 amino acids. The transcript has 3 exons. Lineage: Eukaryota; Metazoa; Chordata; Actinopteri; Cyprinodontiformes; Poeciliidae.
UAAACUGUGAUGGUGGAUUGAUAAGGGCCGAAUUUCUAUCGGCCUCUUUUUAUUGUGGGCACCGGGCGGGCUGACAGAGGUAAAUUGCUCUUUUAAUUAAAGCAAUGCACCAGGGGAAAUUGCUGUCUGAAUAUUGUCUCAGAGAUGGGGGCCAGUGACAGUUGCCUGGAAACUUCAAUCUGUCCACCCGCAUUUAUUCCAGAUCCCAGUUAUGAGAUAAAGUUUAAUAAAAAUCUUUUGCUGCGCCACCGCCGAAAUGAAACCCAAGCCUUUCUGAGCAUCUGAACACAAUGAGACAGGACCGCGGAGGAAACCUCAUGUUCAACAUGUAUCUCUCAGAUCCAACAGAAAAUCUGUUGAAAGAAAGCAAAGGAACAUCUUGGAGUCCAAUAAAUACCGGAGUGCAAAAAGGCAGCGGGCAGAUCCAGCUAUGGCAGUUUCUUCUGGAGCUCCUCUCGGACAGCAGCAACGUGUCGUGCAUCGCCUGGGAGGGCACCAACGGGGAGUUCAAGCUCAUCGACCCGGACGAGGUGGCCCGGCGCUGGGGGGAGCGGAAGAGCAAGCCCAACAUGAACUACGACAAGCUGAGCCGGGCGCUGCGCUACUACUACGACAAGAACAUCAUGACUAAAGUCCACGGCAAGAGAUACGCCUACAAGUUCGACUUCCAUGGCCUGGCGCAGGUGUGCCAGCCGUCCACCACGGAGCAGGCCAUCUACAAGUUCCAGGGGAACUUCUCCCCGAUCCCUUUCUCCGGCAUAUCCAAACUGAAUCUCGUCGCGCCCGGCGUGGGUCCCUCGGGUUUCUCCUACUGGCCCGGCUCCCCGCCGGCGGCCCUCUAUCACAGCCACAGCCUGCAGCCCACCGGGCCCUUCGGCACCGUGUCUCCGUCUCACAUCAGCUGCGUCAACAACAUCAACAGUCUGACCAACAUCAACAAUCACUACAACUGACUCCUGUUGCGCAUUCCAUGCCAGGCUUGGAAUAAAUGAAUAAACACGAACUGGUUUUUGUUUGCGCCCCAAAUGUUGAGUAAUUUCACCACGAUUUGGACAAGAUUUCUGAAAAACGACAUUUAUUUUAUUUCACUCAGCAAACCUGCCUUAUUCCACAACCAUCCAUCCCUUUGGACUGCAGUUUAUCCCGGUAUGUCGAUAAAUUGUUAAUUAGAAUCAAAAAUCAACAUUAGGUUCUAUUUUAUUUGAUUCUUCGAUUCGAUUAUAGAUGGCCCUUGUAGAUAUGAAGUAAAUAAUUUUAUAUAACUUGAAUCAAUCUGACCCUUUGUUCAGACUCCUGCGUAGAAACAACCAAGAUGUGUGUUAAAAAAACAAACAAAAACAAAAAGUGGUUUGGCUAUGUUUUAAAUCGUUUUUCACUCAGAUGUAAUGAAUAUUUAAUAAAUGAAUAAAUAUAGACAUUAGAAAAACCGUCUAUCAUUUUACACGCAUUACUUUUCUGCGCAAAAUGUCAUUAUAAAAAAAAUAUAUACAUAGAGAGAAAAUUUCUGAUAUCCACUCAACAAAUUCUGAAUUUCGGAAAUCAACAAACUUUUAUUUGUGACAAGGUGUUUCUUGAUAGAGAAUAUAGCGAUUAGAUGUUCCAAUAAAAUACUAACAGAGAUGUUUUCUCCUUUCUUCCUUUACAUUGUCUCUGUCUCAUCGAUCCUUCAGUCAUUGUGAUCGGUCAGGACGCCAACGACUCUUUCAGAUCCAAAAUGGAGGUUUAUUGUCCAUGAGCCAAUUCGGACGCCACGGGGAGACAUACAGUAUUUUUUUCAACUCACUCUACAGUGGGCAAAUGGUGCUUUUAUGAUUUCAAUAAAUAAAAUUAGGAAUGUGACUAACGUUGUUUUACCUUGGUCACAUUCAUAUUUAUCCAGAGUUGAAGGGUAACAGAACCAAAAAACAUAUAGAAUUGAAAUUUACAAUAAUAAUAAUAAAAAAAUGCCUAAGCUCUGAAUGACAGUUGCAAAUAUUUACAUUUAAGAUUCACAGAAAUAACUAAUGAUAGAGGGAAAAUCAUAUAUAGGUACAUCAGUUUGUGAAUCGGGAUAGCAAUUGAGAAUUUAAACUAUCUUAGACAGAAUAGGUGGGAAAUGAUUUGGUGUUUUCUUAACUGAGCUUCCAGAUGCUUUCCCUCCCUCUGAGAAUUCAAUUUUUUAACACUACUAUACUAGACCUCUGGCGCCACCUUGUGGUGAAGAAUCGGGAUUUUAGGAGUUGAAUUUGAGGUUCAAACUAGUAAGAAAAAAAAUGCCCUAUUGAUAAAUGACUGCUUGCUUAAAAAUCGCUCUAAACUAAAAAAUAUUUAUAGAAAUGUAAAAUUUUCUUUUCACCUGCAAAAAACAAACCAACAAACAGAAAAAAUUCUAGCAGUACUGUCAAGUAUUAUGUGUGAUGGAACAAUGACAUUAUUUAACCAGUCUGACGCUUUUCUUGUUUUAACUGAAUUCAUAUUAAAUAUCUUGUGACAACAGGCACAAUUCCAUUUAGUGGAAUUUGAAUUGAUUAAAAAAAAUUUAUUAAAAAAACAAAACAAAAAAAAAGAAAGAAAUGUAAAUAAAUAAAUGUACUUAUAAACAUUA